Bursaphelenchus xylophilus (pine wood nematode) is the source of this 869-nucleotide messenger RNA. NCBI's taxonomy places the organism in Eukaryota, Metazoa, Nematoda, Chromadorea, Rhabditida, Aphelenchoididae. The record is from the annotation of a GenBank genome assembly.
AUGGACGAGAUCAUUUACGACCAUCUUUCAGAUGACGUAUAUGACCGGAAUGAGUUUAAUUCGGUGGAAUCGACCAUCUCCAUGAUUAUGUUCUCUAAUGGCGAUCACCAUAGCCCUGAACAAGACGCUGUUGCGUUUGUGACAAGUCUGGCAAACACAGAGCUGAGAAAUCUGCUCAACGUCGCUGGUCAACGUGCCUCUGAGGAAGGGUAAGGAUUAAAUUCUUUAAAUAAACCUUUUUAGGAGAAGGAAAGUCGAACUUUGUGAUGUGUUGUGGUGUCUGAGAAAGAAGACAGUACUGCUGUCUAGAUUCUUUCGCUACUUGAAGGAGAAGGAGGAGAUCUUUUCAUUUGAUUUCGGAAGUUUGGCCGGUGUAGAUCAGAUUAAGUAAGAUAAUUAUAAGUUUAAAGUCAUAUAUUCUCAGAUUGGCUUCAUUCAAAGAUGCAUUGUCAUUAUUACUUCCUGAUUGCGUUCAUCUUGAUUUGGUUCUCAAAGGAAUCGAUGAACCAGUGGAAGAUGUGGAAAAGAAUCAACGAAUGGAAAGAAUAGUAGAAUAUAUCCGAACCCUGGAUUCCGAGACCUACAUCGAGUUCAGCAGAGCUAGAAGAACAUGUUUGUAUAAGCUCCCUAAUAGUGUUCUGAUGGAAUGGCUAGGCCAAACCGACCCAUUAAAGAUGGAAAUAAUAAUUGUCUUCAGUUUUCUUGCGUCUGAAGUUGUGGCCGAAAUGGUUGAGAAUGCAUUCAAGUGUAAAGUGGAGGAAGAAGCCGUUUCCUCAAAGAGCAUUGGCCCUCAAAUAGGCGUUGUGUUCUACAAAAUGGCCUUAAGACGACAUCGAGGACAUCUGGAAACUGGUUACCUGCUUCAAUGA